CAUUUUUAGGCUACUGGCUAGCUUGCUAAGCAAGGGGUCUCUAUCGGGAGGAGGCGGAGAAGACUGCAGGCAGCAGAGAUAGGCAGUCAGAUCAAGGGACUGACCCUUCCCUCAAGAAUCGGGGAGCAUUUCCUUACGCAAAAUUAUUAAUAGAAAAGCUAUACAAUGUCCGAUUUUGACAGCAAUCCGUUCGCAGACCCAGACUUCAGCAAUCCCUUUCAGGAUCCUUCUGUGACACAGGUGACCCGGUCUGCCCCUCCUGGUGGUCUGGAGGAGUACAACCCCUUCACAGACGCCAGAACGGCAGCCCCUGGAAAUGCCCCCAAAUCUACUCCGGCCCCUUCCCAGAACACACAGCCUGCCAUCAUGAAGCCCACAGAAGAGCCGCCGGCUUACUCAAAGCAACAGACUCAGGACCAAGCACGUGCUCAAGCUGAGUUGCUGAGAAGGCAGGAGGAGCUGGAGAAGAAAGCAGCAGAGCUCGAUCGUCGGGAGAGAGAGUUACAGUCCCAUGGAGCUGCAGGAGGGCGUAAAAACAACUGGCCUCCGCUGCCAGAGAAGUUUCCCGUUGGCCCAUGUUUCUACCAUGACAUCGCAGUGGACAUUCCCGUAGAGUUCCAGAAGACGGUCAAGAUCAUGUACAACCUUUGGAUGUUUCAUGCAGGCACACUUUUUGUGAACAUGUUUGGCUGCCUGGCCUGGUUCUGUGUGGAUGCAACUCGUGGUGUAGACUUUGGCCUGGCCAUGUUAUGGUUCCUGCUUUUUACACCUUGUUCUUUCGUCUGCUGGUACAGACCACUUUAUGGGGCGUUCAGGAGCGACAGUUCGUUCCGCUUCUUUGUCUUCUUCUUCGUCUAUAUCUGUCAGUUUGGAGUUCACGUUCUACAAACUAUUGGCAUCACUGGCUGGGGAACGUGCGGUUGGAUCGCAGCUUUAACUGGACUGAACACCAGUAUCCCAGUGGGCAUUAUCAUGUUACUGAUCGCAGCGCUGUUCACAGCGCUGUCUGUCGGCUCGCUCAUUAUGUUUAAAAAGGUGCACGCGCUCUAUCGUACCACUGGUGCUAGUUUUGAGAAGGCUCAGCAGGAGUUUGCAACUGGCGUCAUGUCUAACAAGACUGUUCAGACUGCAGCUGCCAACGCUGCAGCUAAUGCUGCAUCCAAUGCUGCUCGUGGGGCCUUCAAAGCUCAUCCAUAAACUAACACACAUAUACAUACAUACACAUACAAACAUUGAAAAGAUGGUGAUGCACAACUCUGGCCCAGCUGGCACACAGAUCAGACUGAUUUAAUAUAUGAAUUUUGCAAUGCCGAGAUUGCCCUGCACACUUUGCUUAAGAAGUGUAAAGAAAAUACCAGACCACUGACCAGAGUUGUCCAUCUUCACGUAAAGUCAUAUAUCAAUAAAACCACCCACAUCCACUCUAUCCACUUCUCAGUCAGGUGACUGACUGCUCACAUCGCUUGAAAUAUCCACUGAGUAUUUCAAGGUGUGCUCUGAAUGUGUGGGAUUUCAUCUCACACUCUCUUAGUUCUUCACUUUUCCUGUUUUUCUGUCCUCUUGAGGUGAUCCUAGGUCACGCACGGGUCGCAGUUCUAGCAUACCGUAUUUUGUUAUGGCGAUGACAGCCAAACAGCUUCCUGUCCGGUUAAUACAGUAUAGAGUCAUGAGAAGUGAUGAUCUGAUCAGUGUGUUUUGCACAUAGUUCUGUUUAGUUAGUACCAAAACAGUACAGUUUUUGUUUGAAUGGCUGGGCCUGUCUGCGAAUGUGUACUUGACUUUAAAAAAAAGUUGUGGCUCUGACUUAUUUUUACUUAUAAUUCAGUGCUCGAUCAUUGUGAUCUGAACAGUAACUCAUGCUCUGAGACAAAUACCAGUCUCAUUACUGUAAAACCUAACUCAUUUAAAUUGAAAUACAUCUGUAUGCUUUUAUUUAUGGACCCGGCACCUGGAUCAGUUGAACAGUUAACCCCUCUCUGUGUGCUACUUUGAUAGGCAGAGUGGGCUAUGUUGGCAUCUCUGUGGCUCACUAAGAUUUGACAGCAUGGCGAUGUCCACUCUUAGCCUUCGCUAUAGCUACAUGGUUAGUUGAUUCACAGGAUGCCUGCUGUCUCAUUUUCUCCUGGUUUCUAUGGAAAGUGAGCUGUAAUAGUAUUUCAUGUCCCAGUGGCUGUUGGGAUCUGUUUAUGAACAUACACUGAACACCCAGGUCACUAGAUCUCCAGUUCUCACCACAAACUCAUCUCAUGUUCUAUACUGCUUAGUCCCGAACGGGGUCACGGGUCUCACCACAAGCCUGAGAGUAAUUCAGCCAGAUGUUUUGGUGGCCUGGUGCCCUAAAAGAGGAGCAAACUUGAGAAAUAAUGUGAUUUAGUUUUAUGUAUGUAUGGUAUUACCAGACUACUCUGAGGUUCCCCCUCCUUUUUGUUGCCCUUCACAUUUGGUUCAAAACAAACGCUGCUGUGAACCUGAGAGUCGCUUGUUUGUGGCCUUCUGUCAUGUUUCCUGUUGAAAAGAUCAUGUAACUUGCAUUGGAGAAGUGAGCGAAGUGACCCACCUUUUCCCACAAAAGACUGUGAUAAAAUAUGAUUUUUCAUCAGAUUAACCUGCAGGGCCAACAACCUAACAGAACAUAGUAGAACACUAAUACUGUGUAUGUGUACACUAUAUAGACAGUCGGUUUGCAGCCCACUGGUCUAUGUCUUAAAAAAGAGAGCGUUGGGUUUGAUCCACGUUCACUCAUACUAAGAUAGAUUAAUUUAUAAACAAUAAUAACAGUAUUAUUCCACACUAAGUUGUACAGACUACUGUCACUGAAGUGAACCAUGGAGUGGGUUGCAUCUGACUUGUGCUUUAGUAUCACUCAGAGUGGUGGUGAGUGUCUGACGAUGCAUUAUAGAUGACUAAUAACUGGUACUGCUGUUUUUAGAAAUGAAUGGGCUGAACUUUAUAGUGGACAGAAUAUUCCUGCGAGUGUUUUCCAGAUGAAAAUUAAUAAAUUGUCUUGAAAUAAUUAGCUUCUUUCUUUUGGAAGUACUUUGCUUUAAAUGCAUUGCACAUUUCUUGUUUUAUGGUGAACCUUGCGCAAAAGAAACUUUAUUUGUGGCAUCAUUUGUUUUCACUUCAGUUUUUCUUUUGAUUUUACAUUAUGCAUUUUGUUUGUGUGGUUUCAUAAUAACAUGAUCAUAGGAUCAGCCAGUUUAAAAAAAGUGUUCGAUGACUUUGCAGCUUGACCGUUCAACAGGCGUGUUUGUGUGGAUGAGGAUGUGUAUGAUUGGUAUGAGAAAGAAAAAUCUCCCUCAAGUCUUAUUCUAUAUCCUGAAAAGCUGUGAGAAAUCUACCAAAUGUCCAUAUAGAUUUGUUUUUAACUCCUGGUUUGUGAUGUGUUCCCUUGCCAUGUUUUUCUUUAUUAUGUAACGUUUCUUUGCUACAAACACCCACGACUCUCAUGUAUCUAUAGUUUUAAUAUGAAGCCAUGUCACAGUGGGUCAUUUCUUGAUGUCUUUAGUGAGCUGGUCUGCAGAACAGAGCAGUAUUUAAAGCUUGCUGACACAAAACUGUUUUUGACCUGUGACCAUGUUAUUUCACUGAAUCUGAGAAGAAACUCUUUUAAAAGGGACACUUGUAUAUUUUGUAAAGUUGAAAAUUUGAUCCCCAUCAUCAGUCACAUGUAAAAAGAAAACAUAAUGCACUCUUGUCUGGCCUUUGUCGCAUGUGAAAUUGUUUGAGUUUUGUAUAUUUAUGGUAUUAACAUGAAAUAAAAUUUGAAAGAAA
This is a messenger RNA of Monopterus albus (swamp eel), 3774 nucleotides long. RefSeq names its product secretory carrier membrane protein 1 (gene scamp1). NCBI's taxonomy places the organism in Eukaryota, Metazoa, Chordata, Actinopteri, Synbranchiformes, Synbranchidae. The transcript is spliced from 9 exons. Gene Ontology annotation, cellular component: recycling endosome membrane; trans-Golgi network membrane. Bases 166 to 1197 code for a protein of 343 amino acids. The record is from RefSeq and is a predicted model, not a curated record. Gene Ontology annotation, biological process: protein transport.